This is a messenger RNA of Aureococcus anophagefferens, 1764 nucleotides long. RefSeq names its product expressed protein. The transcript has 5 exons. The coding region runs from base 43 to 771 and encodes 242 amino acids. NCBI's taxonomy places the organism in Eukaryota, Pelagophyceae, Pelagomonadales, Pelagomonadaceae. The record is from RefSeq and is a predicted model, not a curated record.
ACGAGUGCUCGAAACGAUGACGAGCGGCGUCGGCAUCGCGGCAUGCGUGCUCAUGGCCGAAUGGGCGAUGAUGCACAUCAUGGCCGGCCUUCUGACCAUCGGCGACGGCCUGAGCGGGAAUAUCGCCGAGUACUACAAGAAGGUCGCGGGGAAGCUGGGCAUGAGCCCGAAGAUCAAGGUCUUCGACGACGUCCAGGCGCAGGGCGGCUGCAACGACGACAACGGCAAGGGCUACCCGUACCUGAUGAACCGCGUCUUCAUCCAGCACUCGCUGAACCUCUUCUUCGUCGGCGUCGAGGCCUGGGUCGCCGUGGCCUGCAUCGCCGUGGAGUCGCGCUGCGUCCUCCUCGCCUGCAUGCCGCCGUUCCUCUUCGACGUGGGCUACUGGGUCGCGAUGGACAUCCCCGACAUCGGCGGCCCGCCCGGCGCGGUCCAGACCUACAUCGUCUCCACCGCCGCCGUGAUCCUCGCGACCGUCGCCCUCAAGGACGAGUACCCGAACAUCAACGACGGCGAGUACUUCCUCGGCCUCGCGCUCCCGGUCCUCUUCAUGCUCGUCGCGGCCGCCCGCCUCGUCGCCGGCGCCGCGGGCAUCAUGCCCUCCGUCUGCGACAAGGUCGGCUCCGCGGCGCCGCUCUCGACCUCGUAGGCGGGCGCGGCCCGCCCCCCCCCCCCGGCCGUUUUCCACUCGUCUCGACUGGUUUUUGGACGAGCGAUCAGCUCUCGGAGCGGUAUCGAAGUGGAGAGCGUGCGCGCGGAGUUCCCACGUAGAAGCGACGUUGAAUCACCCCGGCUUUUGCUGCCAAGAUCGUUGAAGACUUCAUUGAAGCGCGCCUAGCUGAAAACGGUGCAUUGCGGCUGAAGCCCGCGAGAACCCAAACCCGCCAGCUCCGCGAAACCUCAUGCGGGUUCCAGGGCUAACGACGCCCUCUUACGUCAGCACCAACCCCCUCCCGUACCCCGGCCGGACGCCCGGCGUCGCGAGGCGCGGCGUGCGCGCGCCGAAGGACUGGGGCGGCCGCGUGCUACACCAGAGCGAGAAGUGCAGCCAGUGGACGAACGUCCGGGCGGUGUGGCGGCGGUAGCCCACGAGCACGGAUCUCACGCGGCGGAGGAUGCGCGCCCGGAGCCCGCGGAGGUGGCCGCGCGAGAGCUCGAUGAGCUCGUGCAUCACCUGCGUCGACACGACGUGGCGAAACCACAGCGAGAAGGCCCGGCUCACGCCCUGGCGGUAUUUCCACGCCCUUGUGGAGUAGAAGAGGCGCUCGACGGCGCGUCUUGUACACACGUGUGCAUAGAACAUGACGUCGAUCCACUUGCGGAACGCUCGGGCGAGCCGGUGGAAGACGAACGUGGACACGAUGGUGAAGAGGCUCUGCGGGAGCUUCUCGCGCACGACUUGGCGCUCGCACGCGUCCCGAAAGUGGCGGGUCCACGCGUCCCAGCCCUCGCCCAGAAGGCGGUGCAUCCAGCGACGGAUGACCCGCCGCGUCCGCUCGUUGGCGGCCUCGACCCGAGUCGCGUCGCGCAGAGCUGCCAUUUCCAUCGCGUGCUGCUCCUUGAUCUCCGCCACGCUCGCGGUCUUCACGCGGCUCGUCCACGUGCGCCAUGCCGUGCGUAGGCGGCCGUGUAUCAUGUCCAGGACGGCGCGCGUUACAUUGUCUGCGGCCGAGGCCCGCGCGGAGCUCCGCCAGCGCGUCGCGACGUCCGCGAGCCGGCCCUCGAGCUCCUCCUGCUGGUCCCGCAGUUGGCGCGAAUAUUGCU